AUGAUGCUUAUUUCCGCAGUGCUGUCCUUGCUCCUCGUUAGGGUCGAGGCUCAUGAAGAUACAUGCGUCUCAUAUGCUGUUCGCGAAACUUCAUGCAAGGGGCGACGAGUUGUCGAAUUUGCUACUAUCCCAGUGAAACCAUGCAUACCCACGUCUAAACUGAAGGAUAUGAUCAUGUGGAUAAUGGGUAUGCUCAACAAAGGUCUGGUCAUAUCCGUUGCACAAUCACAUACCUUUGGAGGCAAAAGUGUCGUUUACAAUGUACGGUCUCCUGGCACAUUCUGCGAAGGUAAGUCAGCGAGAUAUUCUACAGGGCUAGGAACUUCAUGGAUGCUAUGCGGCGUCAAAACAGCUCGUCGCUGGCAUGUGAACUUUGUUAGACCAUUGAAU
Ostertagia ostertagi is the source of this 390-nucleotide messenger RNA. NCBI's taxonomy places the organism in Eukaryota, Metazoa, Nematoda, Chromadorea, Rhabditida, Trichostrongylidae. The record is from the annotation of a GenBank genome assembly.